AUGGAAGAAGAUUUUAAUAUUGAUGAAGAUUAUAUAAAGAAAUUAUCUGAAAAAUAUAAAAAUGUUGAUCACCCAUUAUUUAUGAGUGAGCUUCCGAAAAAUAUUGAAGAGAAUGAAGAUCUAGAGGCAUUAUAUAAUUUAAUGAUAUCUGAUGAAAAUCCUAUAAGUUUAGCUAAAAACUAUAAAGAAGUAGGAAAUGAUUAUUUUAAAGAUGGAGUUAAAUAUUAUGAAGAUGCUAUUAUUAGUUAUAAUAAGGGUAUAGAUAUUUUAAACAGUUAUAUUAAUUCAAUUAAUAAUGAUAAAUUAAAAAAACAAAAUAAUCUUAAUCAUGUGACUAAUAAAAAAUAUAAUAAUGAUGAACAAAUAAAAUUAAUAAAUGAAAACAACUGCAACAACGGUUGCAUAUUAGAUAAAGAUAGCAACACAAUGAAUGAGAAAAAAUUGAAAGAAGAGUGCGAAAAUAAUUUUAUCACGACUAACGUAAGUAAUAAUACAAAUAAAAAUGAAGCUAUAAAUUUAUUAUCAGAUAUAUAUUGUAAUAAAUCAAUAAUCCAUUAUAAAAAAAAAAGAUAUGUAAAGUGCUUAGACGAUUGUAAAAAAGCGCUUUCAUAUAAUAAUAAAAAAUAUAAAUGUUUAUAUUUUUGUGCAUUAUGUUCAUAUCAUAUGGAAUUAUAUAAUGAUGCAUAUAAAUAUAUUAAAAUAUUUGACGAUCUAAUAAAAGAUGAAAACAUAAGAAGCUUAAUAAAUAUAAAUGAUUAUGAAAAAUUGAAAAACCAAAUUUUAGAAAAAUAUGAAAAUUUUUUACAUAGAAAGAAAAUAAAGGAAGAUGAAAAAAAAAUUAUUAUAGAGAAACAAAAAAAUGAAAUGAAUAAAAUUGAAAAUAUAUUACGAAAAAGAGACAUUACUAUAUUAGAAAACAUUUAUAAUAAUGAUAAUAUUACACCAGUACUAUAUCUAGAUGAAAAUAGGUAUAUACAUUUUACAGUAUUUUUAAUAUAUUUUGAAACAAACUUUAUUGAUACCAUAUUAGAUUUCGCUGAAAAUACACGCAUAAUAGAUUAUUUUGAUAUUAUAAAAAAAAAUAAAGAAAAUGAAUUACUUUUUUGUUAUUUAGAAUUUCCUGAUGAUAAAUUUUACUUUAUUAAUAAAUAUUCCUAUAUCUGUGAUAUCAUAAAUAAAAUAAAAUUAUUUACACCCAUCAUUUCUUUACAUAUUAUUGAAAAUGCUGAUGCUAAUAACACUUUUAAAAGUAACAAAAAUAUUUUUUUUAUUGAAGAAUAA
This is a messenger RNA of Plasmodium gallinaceum, 1281 nucleotides long. RefSeq names its product conserved Plasmodium protein, unknown function. NCBI's taxonomy places the organism in Eukaryota, Apicomplexa, Aconoidasida, Haemosporida, Plasmodiidae. The transcript has a single exon. The record is from RefSeq and is a predicted model, not a curated record. Gene Ontology annotation, molecular function: protein binding. Bases 1 to 1281 code for a protein of 426 amino acids.